This is a messenger RNA of Anastrepha obliqua, 498 nucleotides long. RefSeq lists its product as uncharacterized. NCBI's taxonomy places the organism in Eukaryota, Metazoa, Arthropoda, Insecta, Diptera, Tephritidae. The coding region runs from base 1 to 498 and encodes 165 amino acids. The transcript has a single exon. The record is from RefSeq and is a predicted model, not a curated record.
AUGCAACUAAUAAGUGCAUGCAAUCCAGGCCUACCAACGGCGGGCUGGCAAUUUGUCAAGGCUUUUGACAAUACUGUAACAGUAGACGGUGUGGUGAAGAAACGUGCCACAACGCAGGUAAUGCUCUUGCUAACGAACGACUCGCUAGAACCUUUGGCGAAAAGCGAAGGUAUCAUAAAUCACGGUUUUGGCAAGGUGCGAGUCAGGACCUAUAAAACAGAUGCUAAUGCCAUCGACCAAUUGGCCUCAGAGAUUGAAGCUAACGACGCUGAGGAAGAUCCAAUGGAGUCCUCAAGCGACGUCAAGAGCAUCGACUUAGAAGGGUACUGUUCAGCAGGGUCUGAGCUCACAUCUAGACUUAAGAAAAUGAGUACGAGUACGACAACUGGGCUUCCAGCUGUUUCGAGUACAACGUACUCAGAAAGAGAGCUCCUGAGCGAGUCACAAGAAGAUGAGAGUGCAAAGAAUGCGUCUCCUUCAAAUAAACCUUCAUCAUAG